Messenger RNA from Mytilus californianus (California mussel), 2506 nucleotides. Its product is annotated as protein DENND6A-like. The coding region runs from base 18 to 1745 and encodes 575 amino acids. Lineage: Eukaryota; Metazoa; Mollusca; Bivalvia; Mytilida; Mytilidae. Gene Ontology annotation, cellular component: recycling endosome. The record is from RefSeq and is a predicted model, not a curated record. Gene Ontology annotation, molecular function: guanyl-nucleotide exchange factor activity. The transcript has 20 exons.
AAGGACACCUGCCAAAAAUGGCAGGAACGAAAGAAGAACCUGUCUUCCUUAGAGAAAAGUCGCCAGAUGAUGGCCCACAGUCACCUACAAUGUUACCAUGGGACAGAUUUUCAAAUUGGUUAUAUUGCGCUUGUGUUGUUACAUUUGAUCUGGAAUUGGGUCAGGCCAUGGAGCUUAUUUAUCCAAGUCAUGUCAAGUUAACAGAUGCUGAGAAAGCCAACAUCUGUUACCUGUCUUUUCCAGAUUCUAAUUCAGGUUGUAUGGGAGAUACCCAGUUUAAUUUUAGAAUACGUCAGUCUCCUGGCAGAAAACCAGGCAACAAAUCGUUUAUUUCAAUCAACAAAGAAUUGCCAGUUUCUAUACAGGGUGACAAUGCUCAUUACUGUGGGUUUGUGUACUUCCGUCAGACUAAAGACAAGUCAAUUAGAAGAGGAUAUUUUCAGAAGUCGGUUGUAUUGAUAUCCAGAUUUCCAUUUGUUGCCUUAUUUUCCGAGCUCAUAUCAAUAUUAGCACCAGAAUACUUUGACAAUGGUGAACCAAGUUUAGAAGCCGCUUGUCAUGACAUAGAUCAAUGGCCUGCUCCAUGCUCUGGUGAAACUGUCAAUCUGCCUAUAUUUGGGACAGUCUUACAGGUACGAAUACCUUCUAGAUCUGAUAAAGUUCUAGGUCAAGUUACAAAUAAAUCUCCUGUUGUGCCAAUGAUACCUGCCCAUGUGAUUCUACCUUCUCUGUGUGAAGUUGAUAUAUUUAGUGGCUUCCAGUCAAUUCUACCUCAUAUACAAAUGAUGUGGGAAUUAGUACUAACAGGGGAGCCUUUAGUUGCGAUGGCUGCCUCGCCAUCAGUUACAUCCUCAACAGUUCAAGCACUUAUAAGUCUCAUUAGUCCACUGAAAUAUUGUUCUGAUUACCGACCAUACUUCACAAUUCAUGACAGCGAAUUUAAAGAGUAUACAACGAAAACACAAGCACCACCAUCAGUCAUAUUAGGAGUCACAAAUCCAUUUUUUGCCAAAACCUUACAGCACUGGCCACAUAUCAUCAGAAUUGGUGAAAUGAUGACUCAAACACCAAAAGGCUUCAAUAAAUUGAAAAAAGCAAGUAGUUUGAAGACAUUAGAUUCUAAACCAGGUGUUUAUACAAGGUAUAAACCAUUUUUGAAUAAAGACAAGGCAAUAUUAAAGAGAUUGAUUAAGGGUAUUCAGACAAAGAGACCAGUUGAAGCACAGAAUGCUAUAUUAAGAAGAUAUUUCUUAGAAAUUACACAAAGUUUUAUUAUACCAUUGGAACGGUACAUGGCAAGUUUGAUGCCAUUGCAGAGAAAUAUAUCUCCACAUAAAAGUCCUCCAGUUUUAAGACCAUUUGAUAUAGAAGAAUUCUUGAAAACAGUAGAGCAUUCUGGUCCCCAGCUGACAUCAGGAAUUAAGGGAGAUUGGCAGGGACUGUAUCAAAGAUUCUUUAGAAGUAGUAAUUUUGAAGGAUGGUACAAGUUCAGACAACAUGAAGUCAACCAAAAAUUACAAGUGCUGCAUUUAGAGGCUAUUUGUGAAGCUAAUUUGUUGGAUUGGAUACAAGACAAACAGGAAGUUGAAAUUGUAGAUCUGAUCCUGAGGAUUCGUGAAAAAUUGACAUUUGCUACAAACAACAACUUAGUUGUGAAUACUGAGAAUGUAAACAAACUUCAGAAACAUUUACAAGGCAUUAUAACAUCAUUGCCUGAAGAUCUUCAGUCUGUACUCAAAAGCUGAUAUAUAUUUAUGUCAUGUCACAUGUCCUAUCACAUGAUAUUGUAGUCUGUAUCAUAGUGAAUACACAGAAAUUACCAGCUAGAUGGAAGUCUUCUGGACAAAGAGUGUUGCAAGGUUUUAUAUCAUCUACAUAAAGUUGAUUCAUAUUAAUUAAAGAUGUUGGAUGAAAUAGGCCAGCAAAAUUUGAAAAAAAAUUCUACUUUAAUUAGUCCAAUAUUUGUGUAUUUUUCAAUGCAUUAGGUCUGGGUUGCAUGUGAAAAUAAAAUAUGGUACAGUGAGAUUAGAAGAAAGCUCAUAAGUAAUGGUGAAAGAGAAAAAUGGUAAUUGAAUGUUCUGUAGUUGUAAAUAUAAGAUUGCAAUAAACAGUACAGGUACUGGUAGUCUACAUUAGAUACAUUUUUGUUCUUGAUGAACUUUCAUUGACCUGAAUUUUAUGUUAAUUUUAUUUGGAAAAAAGAUUUUUUAGUUUUAAGGUUGGAUGCAGCCAUGAUCAUGUAGAAAAUUGAAGAUUACAUAUUCCAUUUAUCUGUUAAGAAGUUUGUUUAGUAAAGUUGUGAAUGUCAGUUCUGUGAUUCAUAAUGAUUGAUCUGUUUUUACAAUUCCAUUGCAUUUUAUAGCAUUGGUGCAUCAUGUGUUAACAAGUCAGGCAUCAUAUGAAUUAUAUCACCAUGGUGGUUUGUUGAAUUUGUCAAAUUUCAUUGUAAAAGUGUAAAUCAAAAUUGUCUUAAUUUAUAUAUUUAAAACCAUUAUCAAAGAUACCU